AGUAUUUGACAAGUAUACAGUUGUGCUGCAAAUCCUAAAAGGUCAUGCAAGAACAUAUGAAGCUAAACUGCAGGUGGCCAUGGCAGAAAUACCUCACCUCAGGUGCCGACUAUCAGGGGUAACUGAACAUCACAAGCAGAGGCUGACAGGGGGAACCAGGGACACCUGGCUUCACAACAGUCGAAGACUCUUACAGGAGCGAGAGUUGAAGCUACGCACAGCAUUGAGUCAAGUGAAAAACCAACGAAGUUUGGUUCGUAAGAAAAGACAGAAGAAAAACAUCCCAACAAUUGCAGUGGUGGGAUACACAAAUUCAGGGAAGACAAGCCUGAUUGAGGCACUAACAGGUGACAGAAAGCUGGAGCCCAGAGACCAGUUGUUUGCCACACUAGAUGUAACAGCCCAUGCAGGAACUCUACCCAACAUGAUGUCUGUCCUCUUCAUUGACACAGUUGGCUUCAUAGCAGACACUCCUGCUAUGCUCAUGGAAGCUUUUGCUGCAACAUUGGAGGAUGCAGUUCUGGCUGACCUGGUUCUGCAUGUGUGUGACAUGAGUCAUCCAGACUGUUGGAGACAGAAGGAGACAGUCCUUAAAGCACUACGACCCAUGCUGUUGAAUCAUCAAAUGGAAUCUAUCAUGGAGGUGUGGAACAAAGUGGACAUAGCCUGUGAUAGCAGUGACGCUGGACACAGCCUGUUGGUGUCCGCCACAACUGGACAGAAUCUUGACGUGUUGAAAGGCAGACUGCAGACCCAACUCCUCACUGCCACUAAGAUGCUGGAGAAGACUUUUAGACUGUCUAUGAGUGCGUCUCAGCAUCUCAGCUGGCUGUACAAGAAUGCAACAGUGACUGAAGCUCAUCCCGACACAGAUAUCAAUUACAUCCUAGUGGACGUUGUCAUCACUGAAGCAGCUUAUGGCAAGUUCAAGGCAAUGUUUGUCAAGCAGUAACUGGGUCUUAACUAUACCUAUGUACAUAGUAACGUCAUAAAUCUCUCAAGACAAA
This is a messenger RNA of Haliotis rubra (blacklip abalone), 1007 nucleotides long. RefSeq names its product putative GTP-binding protein 6. Lineage: Eukaryota; Metazoa; Mollusca; Gastropoda; Lepetellida; Haliotidae. Gene Ontology annotation, molecular function: GTP binding; ribosome binding. The record is from RefSeq and is a predicted model, not a curated record. Gene Ontology annotation, cellular component: cytoplasm. Bases 80 to 952 code for a protein of 290 amino acids. The transcript has 9 exons.